GUCAACGACCAACACGAAACGAAACGCAAACCGCGCGCCAACGAAGUGAAUGAAGAACGAUAUUUUGUUUUUUUGUUUACUUUAUUGCUGAUUUUCUUAUGAAAAUAAUUAAGUUGGUGUACUUUCAAACUUAAUAACAUAGAUUUUAGUAUUCGUGUAUUACAAAAGUGUCUUUGUCUUCGUGUUUUAAACUGUCGAUAAGGACCAGGAGUUUGCAGUAUCCUUUGCCAAGUGAGAUUUGCUGCUUCUAAUCUUUAAACCAUGGAUGCUGCUCAAGAAAACGCAGACAUACGCCCGGCCAAUGUUGAGGAGAAUGAGCUUGCAAUGCGCGAGCGAGCGGAGCGGGUCCAACACGCUAUAUCAUGUUGGGAUGCGGGCUGCAGCCAGCCAUUUUGUUUGAAAAUAACGGUCUUGAAGAACCACUUUGCUAUAUGCCAGCAAAGAACAAAUUGCAGGCAAUGCAAACUUCUGUACAAAUUCUUCGGUUACCACACCGAAAGGUGCACUGAUGACAAGUGCCAGGUGCGAUUUUGCUUAUGCAUAAAGAAGAAAUUGGCGUUGAAACAAACUUUGGCAUAUAAGAGGCAUCCUGCUGUGGAUCUUCUACUCAAAACCAUCUCUACGGAUCGCCUCAACUAUUUCGGGGGAGCCCAGGACAGAUCGGAAUAUGCGGUGAAAGUGGAAAACUACAUUUACGAACGUGCGUUCACGCAGAGCGAAUACUAUCGCCUUCUGGCAGUUAAGAUGUGGGAGAUAGAAAUGGACAUAGAUGAGAGAGAGGAUGAGAGAUUCGGUUAUUAUUGGGACCACCGUGACGUGGAGUCGAAGGCUUGUCAGACUGACGAUGUUCUCAUUAUUGCACCGGAGGACAAUUGAAAAUUUAACAAUUCUUUCAAGUGUCUUAUGAUACACUGCAAUGAUAGCAAUUUGAUUUGUGAUAUUUCUGAUUCAUAUUCGUAUAAGCUUUUUAUGAUUUUUUGUACACAUUGAUAUGUCAAGAAGCCGGGUUUUUUACUUCGUUCCGAGGACAACUCAGCAAACUUGAUACAAUGAAUGUGUAAACAAGGUUUUGAUUUGAUUAAUAAAUAAGGACCUGUUUGUUUAGAAUAAGUAUAGGUUUGAUAUAAUUGUAUUAAGAAAUGAAAACCAAAGACUGCAAUAAU
Molecule: messenger RNA, 1163 nt
Organism: Cydia strobilella
Lineage: Eukaryota; Metazoa; Arthropoda; Insecta; Lepidoptera; Tortricidae
Product: histone acetyltransferase p300-like
Exons: 6
Coding region: 262-876 (204 amino acids)
Biological process (GO): positive regulation of transcription by RNA polymerase II
Cellular component (GO): transcription regulator complex; histone acetyltransferase complex
Molecular function (GO): histone acetyltransferase activity; chromatin DNA binding; transcription coactivator activity
Source: RefSeq, a predicted model, not a curated record